UCACAAGUUUCAGUUAAAUCUAAAAAUUUCUCAAUAUAUUAUUUUUGAUCCGAUUGACAUCAUCAAAAUCUAUGGACCUAAUUUAUAAUGAUAAUUUACAAUAAAUUAUAUUCAAUAGAAUAUAAUUUAUUGUCAGUUAGACUAGUGAGAAAGUAAAUUAAAAAAAAAAAAUAUAUAUAUAUAUAUAUAAGAUUUUUCUUAGCAAAAAUGAGAGGAAAUGGUGCAAGUUCAUAAUACGAAGCUUUGGGGGAGUUUAAUACGGAUGGAGGCUAAUGAUGUAUAUUAUAUGAUAGACUGGAGUCAAGGAUUAGCAAACAAGAAACCGAACGGCCGGUUCUCUUCUCCAGCGCUCACGUUUCAUGCUUACUUCUAACUACAAGAUCAAGCUUAUGGAGUAUCCUAUCCACAGUGGAUGCUGAAUUUUUUUUUUGGGGAUGCUGAAGCUAAUAUUAAUUUUGUUUGUGUAAAUCAAUUCAAUAUAUGAGUAUAUGCAAAACCAUUCAGAUAAAACUAUGGGAUGGUAAGUUCUAGUCUUGAUUUUACAGAAAACUUAAAACCUCAUUAAUGAUAUUAAUGUAAGGUGGUUCUUAGGUUGAGUUUCAUGUUCGACUAUCAGAAUUCACAAUCUAUAGAUAGAAUUUUUGAAUGACCUUGAUACUUACUUAUGUUUAAUAUUUUAAACAAACUCCAACAAAAAUUAAAAGGUCAAUGUUUUAUAUUUACUUUCAAAACGGAGCCGCAUCUUAAUUAUCUUAUAUCUGGUUUACAUUAUGUAUAUAAAAUUUUCGGAUUAAAUUUAUUACUUUUUUGUAUUAAAUAUAGUUUCGAGGUUGUUAAAUUCUGUACCUCUUGUCCAGUCAAAUUUUAAGUCUCUACUAACUCAACAGUAAUUUACUACGAUCAUGUAGCUAUGUUAUUGUGAUGAAUGAUGGAUUGCAAAAUUAGACCAUAGGAGCAAUAAAAGGGGGGUUGUUAUAGGCUCACUAUUAGAGAAGUGACGGUGAGUUAAGUGACUGAAUGCUUCGUGUGACAGUGGUCAUAGAGUAUGUGCAUCAUGCCAUGUGUCUAGCUCUUAUGACGUGGGUUGUUUUGUUUACUGAUAUGAAAAGCAAGCCACGUACAAUCGGUUUCCCUUCGAUUCUGUUUGGUCUCUUUGACUGCAAUUUCUCAAAGCCAAAAUUCCUCAUUCGCCGCAUGCAAGCGCGUGCUGUUCAGUUUUCAGUUUUUUCUUUUUUGAAAAUUUUACAGUGUUUACUUUUAAGUUUUAAAAGAUCUUUUUUUUUUAAAGAUAUUGGUUAUGAAUGUAUUAUAUUGAACAUGAUUGUUGGUUUCCUGGAGAUUAAUUUGGCUAGUAAGUAUGUAUAUGUGCACAUAUGUAAUCGGUUUUGAGCUAGUCCUCGCGUCCCUCCCGAGUACAAUUACAAUAAAAAAAUUAGGUAUCCACAUGUUUGUUUUACUUCAUAUUUAAUUUAUUUGGGAUCCAAAACCCUCAUUUGUAGAAUCGCUUACGGCUUUGCAGAUUUGUUGGUUACAUCAUCGGCUAUUCGUUUGAAAAUUAGUCUUCUAAAUAAUUUUUAUAAACUAUCAAACGUUUAAAAUUUCUUUAUAUAAAAUAAAUAGAAAUACCGAAAAGAGGAUCGAGAGUGAAUUAAUACUGUCGGGUAAACAGAAACAGGAAAAAAGAAGAGACAAUAAAGAAGGUCAAGAGGUUGGGUUUUCAAAUCUCUGUGCACGUACGUAUACUAUGAUGUGAUUGUGAUAGUGGAGAAUGGAAAAGAGGGAAAUAAUUACUAAAAUGUCUUGUCUAACUUACAAAAGCUAUACUUACUGAUAGUGACAUAUGGUUUUGUGUUUGUGUGUGUUUCAGUGUCAAACGUUUUCUCGUAGUCCGGUUUAUCUAAGGGUUCGAAUGGUAAAAGCAGUUCAAGCGGUGCAGAUCAAGCAGAACAUGCAGAUCAAGCAGAUUAAGAGCAGAUCAUGCAGAUCAAGCAGAUCAUGUGGGAGAAAGACAGAACAACGGUUGAAUUGGUCCAACCAUAUUUUAAAUUUAAAUUUUACAUUAAAUUAAUUAAUUAUAUAUAUAUAUAUAUAAGUACAGCUACAAAAUUAUUCUCAUGCAAUUUUAUCAUUGUUAGAAUCUAAAAUGAUAUCAAAAUAAAAUGAUAUAAAAUAUGACAAACUCAAUUUAUUUAAAUGGUUAUUAGAAAACGUAUGAAAUUUUUAUGAUUUUUAUAAAAUUAUAAUUUUUAACUUAAUUAAAAACCAGCUUUUAAUAUCGAAUCAGAUCACGAUUUUAGCAUGUUUGACCGGUUUUUGAUUUGGAUUUACCGGUAUAACUCAAAUCCGGUUUUUAACACAACCAGAAACAAGUCGAAAAAAUAAGUCACGGUCUGACCAGUUUGAUCUACCGUCUCUGGUCCGAUUUUGAAAACAUUAAUUACAAUUUAUAAUGAUAAAAGCAAUUUAAAAAUAUAUUAUAUAUUUAAAUAAUAAAAAUAACAAUAAUAUACAUAAUAUACAAAUACAAUACGUAAAUAACAAUAAAUAUUUCACUAAAGUUAUGUUACUAAAAUUUAAAAUUAAAAAAAUGAAAAUAUUAGUAAUUAACCAAAUAUUUCUAUUUUCUAUUAAAAAAACAUCUCAUUGUCUACUUAUCUCUCUUUUUAUAUGAUAUGUGAAUUUUUAAUUAUGUAAAUAUAUAAUAUUGUAGUUUAAAUAUGGUUAGUAUUAAAUAUAAAAGAUUAUAGAAGAUUAUUAAAUAUAUUAAUAAUUUGUAAUAAAAUCAUUUAUUGGUCAAAAAAGAAAAAAAGUGGGAGAACAUCACCAAAUAGUAGUAGACAGAACUGCAUGUGGGAGAUCUGCUUUUUCACAGAAAAAGACAAAAAAUUCUGAACUGCUUGCUGUUCUCCUGCCAAAUAAAUUUUAAAAACAGAAAAUGGUGAAUGGGUGAUUCAAGUGCAGUUCUCCUGCAACAGCAGAUGAUCUGCCUUUCUCCUGCCUCCCAUUCAUAACCUAAAUCAACGCUCAUGAUGGUACGCUCUUAUGAAUAUAGGAUUAUGGUCAGAAUUAGACAUUUCAAGAUAUUUCUUUCCUACAAUUCAUUGUGGGAAUAUAUAUACAUGUAUACACUCAAAUCCGUAAAUAAAGGAAGAAAUGGAGAGAAGUAGAGGUGUGACAGGGGAUGUGAAAGCGUGAAAAGAAAUGUGCAUGGGGAGGGGCCGCUAGGGCUUAAGUUUAUGUAAUUUAAAAAUGCAAAUUAGGGCUUUAAAGCUAUGCACAUUUGAGCUAUGAGUCCAAUCGAUCACACGUGGUAUGUGCAUUCUGAUGUUGAUUUUCAUCACUGCGUAUAUAUAUCAUUCAAGUAAACUUGUGGUUUGUCUUAGACCGCGUUUGUUUGGUUUAACUUUUAAUGACACUAAAUAUCUUGAACAUAUUACAAGAAGAUCAUUAAUAACAUUGAAUUUUGGAAUCCAUAUUAAUUGGUCAUACGAAGAUAUAUUAGAAUUAUAUGCAUGAGUAGUAUUCACGUAAAGACGCAUAAAAAUGAAUAAAUAAGCGGCUGAUCAUUCAAUAGUGUUCACAAAAUUACAUUGUCAGUCCGAAUAAAAUUUUAAUUUAUCUAUAUAAAAUGACGAUAUUAGUUCAUCGACUUAGAUAUGUAAGUAAACAACCCAUCUCUUUCUUUUCUCUCUGUCUCUCUUUCUACUCGAAGAUGAUGACAACGAAUUUGAACGGCGGAGGAAGAGGUGGAGGAGGAGAAGGACCGUGCGGGGCGUGCAAGUUCUUGAGGAGGAAGUGUGUUCGAGGAUGCGUUUUCGCUCCUUAUUUCGAUGCAGAGCAAGGGACUGCUAGUUUUGCAGCGAUUCACAAAGUGUUUGGAGCAAGCAAUACCUCGAAGAUGUUACUGAGAUUGCCUUUGCACAAGCGGCUCGAUGCAGUGGCCACGCUCGGUUACGAGGCUUUGGCUAGGGUCCGUGAUCCUGUUUACGGCUGCGUUGGCCAUCUCUUCUCUCUUCAACACCAGGUGAUGAAUCUACAAGCUGAGAUUGCUCAUGUUCAAGCUCGUCUUUCAAUGUUUCAGCGUUUUUAUUUAGUCCCACCACAACAAAUGCAGCAGCCACCUUUCGAUCUAGCGUAUAACAAUGAAUAUCCCAUGGAACCAACUAACUUGGAUGUUGGGUGGGAGGAAGAACAAUUACCUCAAGCAGUUCGUCUUUAAGUAUUUACCCACAGUCUAACUUCCGGCUUGCAGUUUAGGUUAGGUCCACAAGCCAUGCUUAUGUAUUAUAGCAAUGGAGGUGUCUGGAAUAAAAGUUGACGAGUCCAUCCUAAGAUCAUAGGCCCAUCCUAAAAGGCUUCAUAGUUGACUAUUUCCACUUAAGAUCAUUACUUUCUUAAUAGGCCCAUCCUAAACGGUAGCUAAUUACUAGUAAGGCCGUUACCAGUAGGUUUCGGUGUAAAUAAAGAAAAUAGUUUUUUUUUUUUUUUUGAAACACAAAUAAAGAAAAUAGUUAAACAAGAUUACUUAAGCUUUAACAUUUUUCUCUGUUUAAACCAGUGCAUACGAAGAUCUGGGCUUUAAGAGCUAUAAUGGGCUUUUUAGUUUUUUGCAGUGAGAAAUAAUUGAAGGCUUUAAAUUUGAUCUGAACUGGACCAGGUUCGAAUCGGUUUCUCUAAUUUCCAUUAGCUUCAUUAGUUUCUCUUUAUACGACAAGUCUAUGUGAAAUGUGAACAAAGUGAGUAUAUGAAUAGUCUAUGUGCAGAGUGAUUAUACCAUGCAUUGCUAAUCGGCAUAUUUCCAGAUAAGAAAAUUCGGUUGGAAUGAACAAUAUUCUGGCAAUUGCAUUGGAAUGAACAACAAUCUGGCAAUGUCAUAUCCUAUGAACAAAAACAAAAUACGCUUCAUAUUUAAGUAAUGAAUGAUUUUAAACUCAAAUUCUCAUUUUAUUUAACUGUUGGCUAUAAUAUAUAGAUUCUUUUGAUGAUUAUCUUUUCAAAUGGCCUGAUCAAAUUAACUAAUUUAGUACAUUUUGUGAGUUUUUAUUGAAAACUUCAGCAUUUUUUUCCAAUAGGCGUAUAUAUGAUGUUCGGUUCUUCUUUCGCAAGAAAUAUACUUGGCAAAAAAAAACUAUAACUGAAAGGAAACAGUAUACAUAUUCCUCUAAUAUCAUUUUGUUUCGUAUCAUUUGCAUUUAGAGGGAAAAAUUGGACCAUGAUGUGAACCCAAACAAAAAGAAACCAUGGGUCACGCGCAUUCAUUGUAUCUAUAUAUAGCUGUAAUCGAUUUAAAUAGAACUACUUUAAGUAUAUAGUCCAUCUACGAUCUAUCCUUAGGUACGUAGAGAUCGUCGUUCCCCUAUAUACUAGGAUAUCUAUAGUCGUCGAGGGAAUUUGUAAUAUAAAAAUUUAUAUGAAAUAUUAAAUAUAUAAAUGUUGUUAAUCUUAAUCAUCCAAACAUCUCUGAUGCAUAAUUUUAUUUUUUUACACCAAAAUAGGUUGGAGUCAACUUUUACUUCAUUAUAUUCCAUUGUGGAAUAAAAAAAAUGACUAACGAGUAAAAGUUAAUAUUAUGUUUCAUUUUUCUAACCACAAAUUAAUAUUUUGCUUCAUUUGGGAGUUGUUCAACUUUUUACUCCAUUUUGAAAAAUAAAAUAUGAUUAUAAUUUUUUUUUUAAAUUUCAUUUGGAGUAGAAAAUAGAUUGAGUUUAGAGAUAGAUGUUCAAGGUCACAAAGGAAAAAUUAUACUUAGAGAAAUUAAUCAUGUUUGUAAAGAAAACUAUCAAAUCACUUUUAUUUUAGAGUUUUUUUGUUCUUCCCUUCUAUUUUAAUUUGUCACUUUUUGUAUUUGUUGUAGGUGGAAGUUGAACUCUUAACUAAUUAGUUAUGCUUAAUAACCCACAUGAGAUGAAUUGAAACCGACUAAUUAACUUAGUUUAGUUUGGACAUGUAAAAAACUUAGUUUAGUUCGGACAAUAGUAAACAAUGGAUGAAAUGAAACGGAUUAAUUUCUUUAGCUGGAAUUUAAUUACAACUUUAAAAUGCCCGAUAUAAAUAGUUAAAUUUAUUCUAAAAAGGUUAAAUUUUAUAUAGAAAAAUUGAUAGUUCGCAACACCAACAAAGCAACGGCCCGAGAAAGACGGUAGCUUUGUGGAGACACACAAAUAAGAUAGUCGCAGGAUCAUGUGCCACGCCUACACUUUCUUUCCAAUUCCAUCUCAUUCACGCGUUCUUUUUUCAUUCUUUUGAUUAUAAAUACUCACGAUCUAAAUAAUAUCCCUUAACCUAUGCAUAGAACAUGCAUAUAAUAUCAUAAUUAAUACAUUCCACCACUAGAAGCCAAAACUAUGGUAUAUAUAGCUGUAAAAAAAUAAACUCAGUUGUACAUAGAGGAUGAGAGAAUGAAAAAUAACGGAAUCCAAUAACAAUGUCUGUAAUAAACGGACAUGAGAAUGUGAAUUAUUAUAAAGAAUAGUAUAGAUGCUCUGUAAAAUGUAGCAUUGAUAUAACGGAUGCAUAUAUGUAUAUAAAUUUUUUUUUUUUAACAAAAUAUAUAUGUAUAUAAAUAUAAUUAAGCAAAUUUGUAAUAAAGAGAGAAGAGGGCAAAACGGGGAACAUGUCACGCGGAUAGGUGUGAGAUAGUAAAUGACGUAGGUUCCGUUAUUUAAGAAC
Brassica napus (rape) is the source of this 6669-nucleotide messenger RNA. Its product is annotated as LOB domain-containing protein 19-like. Gene Ontology annotation, biological process: hormone-mediated signaling pathway; positive regulation of DNA-templated transcription. Gene Ontology annotation, cellular component: nucleus. Bases 3629 to 4219 code for a protein of 196 amino acids. The record is from RefSeq and is a predicted model, not a curated record. The transcript is spliced from 2 exons. Lineage: Eukaryota; Viridiplantae; Streptophyta; Magnoliopsida; Brassicales; Brassicaceae.